Staurois parvus is the source of this 353-nucleotide messenger RNA. The record is from the annotation of a GenBank genome assembly. Lineage: Eukaryota; Metazoa; Chordata; Amphibia; Anura; Ranidae.
AUGGGGCCCCCGGGCAAUAGGGGAUCAUGGGGCCCCUGUGUCCUUGCCCAAACUCAAAAAAGCCUAUGAAAAAGGUACCAGCAUUUUCUGCUUAUAUUAUGUACUCCGACAUCUGCUUCCAGUGCAGACAAACAGUAAAGAGCUGUAUGCUGCAAUAUUCAGGCACUGCUAGCAGGGGCGGACUGACAAUUGAUGGGGCCCCCGGGCAAUAGGGGAUCAUGGGGCCCCUGUGUCCUUGCCCAAACUCAAAAAAGGCUAUGAAAAAGGUACCAGGGGGCAUCUCAUGGGGCCUCCUACUGACCCUGGGCCCUUGGGCAGUGCACGAGUUUACAAAUGGUCAGUCCGCCCCUGAC